UUUUAGAAUGCAAAAAAUCAAAGGAGGUUCUCUAAAAAAAAGAUAUUUUCUUUGCGGUAAACAAUGCUUCUGAGGAGCUCCUCGACACCGACUGCGAAUUCAUGGCUUUCCCUAUACAGAGAAUCCUCUCCAGAGCCAGAGUUUCAGCUUUUACAGAGAACUAGGUCUUGGUCCAAAUCAGACGUCAGUCUACAAAAAGACCCACCAAAACCCAAGAAGACGAAACCAACAAUUCCCUCUCGCAGACCCAUUAAACCAUUAGAGAAAACAAAUGAUCAUGAAAUUGAAGUCAAACCCAUUUCAGAAGUUGCAAUUUUGUUGACAAAUACUUGGUUGGGAGAGGGGGUGGAUGAUGGUGAGAAGAAGAAAGAGAAGGUAUUGCAGCCUCUUACAACGGGAGGUGGUUUAGGGAGUGGUGGCGGUGGUGGUGGAAUUGGUGGAGGCGGUGGAUUUGAUAGUGGUGGUUGUGGUGAUGAAGGGGGGUCAGGGUUUUCUGGGAGUGAUGGUACUGAGGCUUAUUAUCAGAGGAUGAUUGAAGCUGACCCUGGAAACCCACUUCUGCUUGGAAACUAUGCUAAGUUCUUGAAGGAGGUUCGAGGACAUUUUGCCAAGGCAGAGGAGUAUUGUGGCAGAGCAAUCUUGGCUAAUCCAAGUGAUGGAAAUAUGAUGUCUAUGUACGCUGAUUUAAUAUGGAAAACUGAAAAGGAUUCUGUUCGAGCUGAGAGUUACCAUACUCAAGCUGUUAAAACUGCCCCUGAUGACUGUUAUGUCCUAGCUUCAUAUGCCAGCUUCCUUUGGGAAGCCGAAGAAGAAGAAGAUGGAGACAAGAAGAGUCAACAAGAGAGUGACUACACCCAUAACUCCCAACCUAGUUUCUUCCAUGGAUCUUCUCACCGUCCUCCUUUGGCUGCUGCUUCUUAGGCUCUAGUCAAAUGAAUUAGCAUCUAACAUAUUAGCUGCUCAUGAGUCAUGACCUUGUACAAUUAGCAUAGUUACAAAUAAACCCUGAAAUUUUGGCCUUGUAACAUAUGGGUAAGUCUCCCUAAUGCCAAGCUUCUGUAAUGAAUUAGCUACAAUAAGAAAAGAAGGGGGCAAACUAAUAUAACUUCUAUUAAUGAAUUCGCCCCUGCCAUGUCUGUCUGUAUGUGUUUUACUCUAGAGAAGCAUGUUUUUGGGUCCU
Molecule: messenger RNA, 1180 nt
Organism: Tripterygium wilfordii
Lineage: Eukaryota; Viridiplantae; Streptophyta; Magnoliopsida; Celastrales; Celastraceae
Exons: 3
Coding region: 64-921 (285 amino acids)
Molecular function (GO): protein binding
Source: RefSeq, a predicted model, not a curated record